AUGUUGAGAAUAACUAGAUUAUCAACUAGACAGCUUGUAUUUUUACGUUUCAAUUCAUCAGUAACAUCAAGACCAGAUGUAGCAAGACCAGAAGCAUCACAAUUAACCAAAAAAGAUUUACAAUCAAAUGCUUUUGCCAAUCAAGCUCCCAAUAGAAAUGUCACUUGGUCUCCAUCACAAGAAGAAAGAAUAGAAAUCAUUAGUAAAUAUCCUUAUAGAUUUGUUCAAAAAGAUUUAGAAGAACAACCAAGACCUUAUGCUGCCAUAGAUUUAAUUGCUAAAGAACCAAUCAAAUAUUUAAGUCAUGAACAAGGUAAUAUUGCUGUUUGUGAUGGUAAUAGAGGUAGUACUUUACAAGGACAUCCUAAAGUUUUCAUUAAUUUGGAUCAACCAAAAGCUGCUACGUGUGGAUAUUGUGGAUUAAGAUAUGCCAAAGAAGAAUUUAAAGAAUUAAUUGAAGCUGGUGAAGCGUAA
Messenger RNA from Candida albicans SC5314, 474 nucleotides. RefSeq lists its product as uncharacterized. Lineage: Eukaryota; Fungi; Ascomycota; Pichiomycetes; Serinales; Debaryomycetaceae. The transcript has a single exon. Bases 1 to 474 code for a protein of 157 amino acids. The record is from RefSeq and is a predicted model, not a curated record. Gene Ontology annotation, biological process: mitochondrial electron transport, NADH to ubiquinone.